Molecule: messenger RNA, 951 nt
Organism: Amblyraja radiata (thorny skate)
Lineage: Eukaryota; Metazoa; Chordata; Chondrichthyes; Rajiformes; Rajidae
Product: G-protein coupled receptor 55-like
Exons: 1
Coding region: 43-951 (302 amino acids)
Biological process (GO): phospholipase C-activating G protein-coupled receptor signaling pathway; positive regulation of Rho protein signal transduction
Cellular component (GO): plasma membrane
Molecular function (GO): G protein-coupled receptor activity
Source: RefSeq, a predicted model, not a curated record
GUUGGAGGAAUCAGACUGACUCCGGCUGCUCUCUCCACGACCAUGUGUAGCCGGAACAACACGACCGACUCCGAGUUUGUGAAGACUUUCCAAUACGUGGUCCACAUCCCAACCUUCGCCCUGGGACUGGUCAUCAACUUAACAGCGCUCUGGAUACUUUGCUUCAGAUUGAAGAAUUGGACAGAGUCCAUGAUCUACAUGACCAACCUGAUAUUUUCCGACCUGCUUCUGCUUUUCUCGCUGCCCUUCAAAAUGCACGCUUUCCAGAAAAGUGGAGAAUGGCAUCUGGGUCACCGCUUCUGUCAGUUUGUGGAGUCCCUGUACUUUGUCAACACCUACGGGACCAUCCUGUUAAUCAUGCUGAUCUCUCUGGAUCGCUACAUCGCUAUCAGGUAUCCCAUUCUGGCAAGAACCCUCCGAUCUCCAAAGAAAGCCGCCAUCGCCUGCACUGUUCUGUGGCUCUGUGUCUGGUCUGCUAGUAUUCCCAAUUACUUGCGGACUGGCGAUCGUCAGAAGAAAACGUGCUUUUCGCAUUUUGCUACAUUCUGGGAAGGUCUGACAAUUCCCCUGAUCAUGCUCACUAUAUUUGUCAUUUCUGCAGCUGCUGUUAUUUUCUGUAGUGUCCGGAUUCUAAAAACAUUGCGAAGAGUGGAUGAAGAGAGAGAAGAAAUAAACACCAGAACAUCUAUGCACACAAUAUCCUGCAAUCUGGCAACGUUCCUUCUCUGCUUCACACCGUAUCACGUCGCCAUGUUACUGUACCUCUUGGCAAGGAAAUGCUACAUGCCAGUCGAAUACCAGGCGCCGCUGCGGGUGUUUCUCCAGGUCUCUCAGUGUCUGGCAACGACUAACUGUUGCCUGGAUGUCAUGUAUUACUAUUUGAUCAUUAAGGAAUUCUGGAAAUCCAAAAUUAUGAGCACCUUGGAAACUUUGUCUUCCAAUUCCGGCUAA